Messenger RNA from Octopus sinensis (East Asian common octopus), 2345 nucleotides. RefSeq names its product UPF0728 protein-like. NCBI's taxonomy places the organism in Eukaryota, Metazoa, Mollusca, Cephalopoda, Octopoda, Octopodidae. The coding region runs from base 717 to 995 and encodes 92 amino acids. The transcript has 4 exons. The record is from RefSeq and is a predicted model, not a curated record.
AACCUGUGACGGUUUACAUUGACAAAAAGAGUACACAAGUUUAUUUUAUUUAGCCACUUAUAAAUAUUGGUCCAACUUCUCUUCUUUCUAAGGUAGGAGCAGAAAAUAAGUUCACGCGGGUAUUGUAUUUCCUAAGUACUAACCAGGCUUGAUGUUGCUUCUAUGAUCGGACAAACUUCGGACGGAGACAUAUUCUGAAAAUUAAAAACUUUUUGGGUCGGACGAAACGCCGUGUUUACAUGACAAUUAAAAAAAGACUACAAAUAAUCUAAUACAAAAUACAAUGUCUUUAUUUAUAACACAUAAAACACAGUUUAAUAAUCAACUUGCUAAAUAAUCUAAUUCGAUCAUAAAUUUACAUGAAUUCCAGCUGUGGCGGGAAUAAAUCGCAAGUGACACCGUCAAUUAGCGAAGAAAAUCGAAAUCGUUUUAAGAUAACUGAUAUUUUGUGGGGAGGUGGGGAGAACGCACUAAUCUGAAAUUAGGGUUAUCUUUUAACAAAUAGCUGCAUUUUUGGAAUUUUCCCUGUAAAUCAUUGCAACUUGUCGCUUUGACAUUUGAAAGCAAAUAACUGGUGAUUAACGCCCAUAAUGGUUGUUAUGACUACGUAUUAUAGUCGUUCAUGAUGAAAACAAAAAAAUAAUCACUAAAUUGUGAAUGAAGCUCUUCCAUGGACUGAAAAAAGCCAUAGAAAACUUCGAUUUUUAUUGAUAACAAUGCCUAAGAAUGCACAUGUUUUCAUUCAUUAUGGCCCAUAUGAAUCUUGCUGGACAGUCAACUAUCAAACCAAACGUUUGGAAGGCUUGCAAAACAUUUUUACAAAGAGUGGCCAUACUGUGGAACUGAAGGAAAUUCCUGACUGGAAUGCUGUACAAAUUUGGGUAAAUGGAGAGUUAGUCUUCAAAUGUAAUAUUCAAGAUCUUGAUUUUGGAGGUGAUGGAUGGUUAGAUCCCCUUUGUACUGAAGCCGAAGAUAAAGUCACUAAAGCUUUUUGAUGUUGAAAAUAGGAUAAUGACUUAAAACAGAUGAAGUGUUAACCUGCCCGAAACACGAACUCUUGCUUUAUUGCUUCAAGUUGAGUGCCUCAAUGUUUCGUCUUCUCACUAACAACAAAUUUAAUAUUAAGAUUUGGGGAAUUAGAUCUCAGGCUUCAUCUCACAAAGAUGUCUAGGCAAAAGCAACCAAAUUUUAAAAAUGAAUUUCAGUGGUUCUCUCACCUAAAUGAUUGUAACCCUUGAGACUAUAUUCCUGGUAAUGAAGAAUUUAGUACAAUAACUUUGUCAUUGUGAAAAUCAAAGUGUAAUGGAAGGUUUUAGUUAGAGCAUUUUAAAAUAGUUUUAUAAUAAAAAGUUUGUAUCAGAACUAAGGUGGUUUUGGGCAGGUUGGCAUCAAAACGGUUAAAAUCUAAUUCUUUUGAUGUGUUCACUGUUCCUUGAUAAUAUUUCUAACAAAGUACUCCAUUCAUGUUUCAUAUUUUAAAAGCAAUGAAAAAUUUGGAAGUCUCUUGCUCCAGCUCUCUUAACCGUUUGUGUGAGAAAUACAUGAACAAGUACGUAUGGAGACAACAUAGGGAAGAGAAUACUCUUUAGUCUUGCCAGUAAUGAGACAAACCUGCUGCAAACCAAAUGUAGGGUACAGACGACUUUAUAGUCUUAAUUUCACUUAGUCAACGUGAUUGAGCAGAUUUAUUUGUAUAUCUAGGACAACACUGUUUACUGUAGUAUUCAUAUUUUAAGAUAGUAGGGUAUAAUUUAAGAGAAUUUGGUUACUUAAGAAUUAAGCUAGUGUUGAGAUAUAAACUCUGUCUCUUCUACCAUUCAUAUGUUUACAUCUAGCAGCCAAAUCACACUGAAACUAUACCUUAAUGUUUAUCAAGAAGAGACACACACACCCACACACACAUAUAUAUAUAUAUAUGUGUAUAGAACACUGCAUAAAUCAUUUCCAUAGUUUUAUUUUACUCAUUAGACUAUCAUCAUGGUAGGGCAUUGCCUUAAAGGGUGUACUUGAUCAAAUCAGUCCUAGUACAUAUUCUUAAAAUUUGGUUUCUAUCAGUCUCUUUUUGCUGAACUACUAUGUUAUCAGGACAUAAGCCAACACCAGUUGUCAAGCAGUGAGAAAACCGCCACCAUCCCUCGCAUAUUUUGUAAAGGGAAAUUGAGCAUCCGCGAUUUCUGCUUACAAAAUUCACCCACAAAACAUUGGUAAGCCUAGGAAGACACUUGCCCAAAGAACCAAGCAGUGUAAUUGAACCUGGUUGGGAAGUAAACACCUAAAGCACACAGCCUUGCCUGCAAUUGUAGAGGAUGUAUUAAUAAAUAAAUAUUAUUCAAACCAAAAAUGUA